This is a messenger RNA of Siniperca chuatsi (mandarin fish), 10114 nucleotides long. Its product is annotated as cGMP-inhibited 3',5'-cyclic phosphodiesterase A-like. The coding region runs from base 492 to 3986 and encodes 1164 amino acids. Gene Ontology annotation, cellular component: cytosol. Gene Ontology annotation, biological process: positive regulation of oocyte development; oocyte maturation. The transcript is spliced from 16 exons. Gene Ontology annotation, molecular function: 3',5'-cyclic-AMP phosphodiesterase activity. Lineage: Eukaryota; Metazoa; Chordata; Actinopteri; Centrarchiformes; Sinipercidae. The record is from RefSeq and is a predicted model, not a curated record.
GGCAGACUGCAACUUGCUGAAUUAAGAGAAACAGGGGAAGAGCUGAAACGUGGAGGAAUCACCGGAGCGGCACAAAAAAGGGAUAGUGUUUAGUGGGAGGGGAGAGAAAGAGAGAGAGACUAUAUGGGGGAGUGGAGGCAGUGGCCUAGAUGUGUGAAACGCCAGGGGUUGCUUUUUUGGUUCACUGGUUGACUACCAGGGGCAACUCAAUAGUAGACCAAAUGUAAUGGGGAAGUUCUGAACCACAAAACUAAAAGAAAAGUUGUGAACCCCAUAAUUUGACAGUUUGAAAAUUAUAUGUGUAGCCUACUUAUUGAACUUUUGUUUUGGAGGCAAGCAUCACUGACCAAUAGUUUGGUGUCAGCUGCGCGCAGAAAACAUGCAUUAUCAUGGGAAUUAUAGGUGGAACAUGUAGACUGAGACACUCACACAGAGGCUAAGUCUAUUAUUUUCCCGGCCGAUCAGCGCACCAUUCCGCUUGACUGAUAGCGAUGGCCUUGGAGGCAGACAGCGACAGAGGUUCAUCAAGAAGCGCUCAUGAAAAAUAUCCCCGGGCAGCGUUGGAGCGCAACGGCUACGUGAAGACAUGUGUCACCCCGUUGUACCAGGACGCAGGGAGCCAGUCGUGGCUAAGACUCGCCGUGACAUGGACUUGCCGAGGAGUGUCGUCUGCGGUUAACGUUGCCUCCGUCUCCGUUAUUCUCGCUCUGCUGCUCAGAUUGGUCGACUGGGAUGCAGGCAGCAGCAGCAAAGGAAAUAGCAGCGACUCCGGCUCUUGUCCUCAUUUCGCGGCGGGCUGCGCUGUGGAGCUGCUUUUGACUGUGUGUUACUGCGUCUCCCCCGUCUUUACACUCGUAUGUGCCUUCUUCUGGGUCGGGCUCUAUCUGCUUCGCUGCGGGGUGCUCAUCCGUACCGCGUUUUUUUUGUUAGCGGUGUGCCACUUGGGCGAAGCCGCGGCGCAGUCCCUCCUGCGCGGCGCCGAGGAGCAGCUGCUGUCCCUCCCCGCAACCCUGGUAGUCCUCGGCUGCCUGGGCAGCGGGGCUCUGCUGGUCGUCCGGCUGCGUCAGGGAGUGUCCAUCCUCGUCUUUAUUAGCGUCAUCAGGGCCGUUUCCCUCGUCUCUCUGAGCAGAGUCCGGGCCAGCUGGAGACCUUACCUGGCCUACCUGCUGGGGCUGCUGGGGGUUUUGCUUGCGAGGUAUGCUGACCGGCUCCUGCCGGCCUCAGGGACCAGCGGGACGGGGUGCUGUGGCUCUGUGACCGGGGCGAAGGAGGAGGACAUCCCUGUCUUCAAAAGGAGACGGAGGUCCAGCUCCAUAGCGGCCUCGGAAAUGAUGGCUCACAGUCAAAGCAACAGCAAGUCCCACCGCAGGACUUCGCUGCCUUGCAUUCCGCGGGACCAGAUUAUGUGCCAGCCAGAAUGGGACUACAAGAGAGUUCUGAGCAGAUCCCAGUCUUCCGGCACCAGCGUGGUAGUGGACAUCGCGGUGAUGGGUGAGGCCCACGGUUUGAUCUCAGACCUGCUGGCGGACCCCUCGCUGCCCGCUAACACCUGCAGCUCUCUGAAGGCCGUCAGCAACCUCCUCAGCACCCAGAUCAGCCUCCAGCCGCUCCACCGGCCUCGCGUCCCUGCAGACACACACACCUGCUCUGACUCCGAGGAGGGGCCUGAAAAAGCAGAGAGACUGGCCAUUCCAAAGCGUCUAAGACGGAGUCUGCCCCCAGGAUUGCUUAGGAGAAUCUCGUCAACUUGGACCACGACCACAUCAGCUACAGGGCUGCCUACCAUCGAGCCCGGCCCUGUUCGCCGUGACCGCUCAGCCAGCAUCAAACACACCACAGACAGUGAAUCAUGGAACAACUCAGUGAUGAUGACCAUCUCAAAGAGUCGCUCCAUGUCUGCCUCCUAUGCUGCCUCUGUCACCUCCAACCACCUCUACAGCAAACCACUGGGAAGACCAGGUUUACCCCCCUCCAACGUGUCACCUCUGGGCUCUCCGUGCCCAUCUCCUCCCGUCCAAGGCACUCCUGUCUCCAGCCCCACUACAAAGACAUGUUCAGUGCAGCUUCCUGAGCUGGCUGGGCCCCUGACAGAGCGGACCCCUAGUUCUGUGGCCCCCAAGAGCCACCACAGAGCCUUAACUCACAGCCAGAGCGCCCCAAGCUCCACCACCCCUCACUGGCGUCCCCCGCCACUCUGCGGCAGCUGUGGCAGGCCGUUCAACAAUCGACUAAACCACAGGGUAGAAUCUGUCGACAAAGGAGACGGAAUACCCCAUCCAGAUGAGCGUGCUGUAGCUUCUUCAGACUAUGACAGCACCUACGACAGCACCUAUGAGACCAACCACAGUGACAGCAGCGACUUUGCACAGAAUGAAGAGGAGGGAGAAGGAGGCAAGAAGCCACCUGAAGCCAGGGAAGGUUGCAGGGAGUAUCUGUCAGAGGGCAUCGUUCUUCACCCACUCCUGCCAUCACCAGAGGACAAGCCGAUCUUGGCCCCCGAGCCUCUGGUGAUGUCGGGGCUGGAGCCUCUGAUGAGUCAACUCAGCAACUGGAACUUUCCCAUUUUCAGUCUAGUGGAGAAGACCCAUAGCAAGACAGGCUGCAUCCUCAGUCAGGUUUCCUAUAGGCUCUUUGAGGACACAGGUCUGUUUGAGACCUUCAGAAUUCCUGUACAAGAAUUCAUGAACUACUUCCAUGCUUUGGAGAACGGAUACAGGGUCAUCCCGUAUCACAACCGGAUCCAUGCCACUGAUGUGCUGCAUGCUGUUUGGUACCUCACCACUCAGCCUGUGCCAGGUCUGCCCACCCUGCUGACUGAGAAUGGGAUACACAUUGACUCAGAGAAUGGCAUUACGUCUGGUGCCACAGGCUUCCUGGUGUCCAAGAUGAACUCUGUGCUGGAGGAAGGCUAUGGCUCCCUGGCUGGCCUUAUCCCUGGCCUGGAGCUCAUGGCCCUGUAUGUAGCCGCUGCCAUGCAUGACUAUGACCAUCCUGGAAGAACCAACGCCUUUCUAGUAGCUACCAGUGCACCACAGGCUCUUCUAUACAAUGAUCGUUCAGUCUUGGAAAAUCACCAUGCAGCGUCAGCGUGGAACCUCUUCAUGUCUCGACCUGAGUAUAACUUCCUGGUUAACCUUGAACAUGUGGAGUUCAAGCGCUUCCGCUUCCUAGUCAUCGAAGCCAUCCUGGCCACCGACCUCAAAAAGCACUUUGACUUCCUCGCAGAGUUUAAUGCAAAGGUGGGUGAUGAAGGAGUAUCCGGUAUAGAUUGGACUAACGAAAAUGACCGACUGCUGGUGUGCCAGAUGUGCAUCAAGCUGGCUGAUGUCAAUGGACCGCUGAAGUGUAAGGAGCUGCACCUGCAGUGGACAGAGGGGAUUGUCAACGAGUUUUACGAACAAGGUGACGAAGAGGCAAGCCUGGGCCUUCCCAUCAGCCCCUUCAUGGACCGGUCCGCUCCGCAGCUCGCUAAACUACAGGAGUCGUUCAUCACUCACAUAGUGGGACCUCUGUGCUCUUCCUAUGACUCUGCCGCCCUUAUGCCGGGACGCUGGGUUGACCUACCUGAGGGAGAGACGGAGCUAGAGGAGGUGAAGGAUGAACAAGAUACAGAAGAGGAAGAGGUGGAUAUAGCAGAUGAUGACGCAUCAACAAGUUCUGACACCUCCCAGCGGCAAGAAACCAAAAAGGUGAGCAGAGGGAAAGUGUUUUGCCAGAUCACACAGCAUCUUCUGGAAAACCAUGAAAUGUGGAAAAGAGUUAUUGCUGCAGAAGCCCAGGAGGAGGCCCAGAAAGAGGACCCGAACUGCAUCAGCAGCCCCACCGAUCCAAUCACAGCCAUUCAUGAGGAAGAGGAGGAGCAAGCAAGCAAAGAGGAGGAGUCGACUAACGGCUUUGAUGAAAGGGAAGAGGUGCCGGCUAUAGAGGAAGAGGAAAUCCUUCCUCAAUCAGAGACUUCAGGGGAAAAAGAGGAGGAACCAGAGUGAUAUUUUGAACUUUGACCUCUUAAACCAGGAAUCUGAACGUUGUCUAAAAUGUUUUGUUUCUUUCCUAACUAAACUCUUGAUAUGGUAGCCAGCACAUCACUUCGACACAACACUGUAGAAGAUGUUUUGGGUAAUAUGUGCCUAACAAAAACUGGGUUUGAGGACAGGGAUGAUGCAUGCCCAGUUCAUCUGACAAAGGGAGAGAGGUGAGAUGAGCAAAAGAUGAAGUGACUGAGGAGUAGAGGUAGAAGAUGAAAAAAAAGAGAGAAUGAUUGGAACUGUAUUUGUUUUUGUUGUAGUGUUUGUUUUAGUCUGGAUCUGGUGCCCUGCCCUCACCCAGGCUGCCCAUCCUGCACUACCGACCAAGCACGCUGAUUCACAGAUUCACUCCAACAGUGAGUAAUACACUGUCAUGAGCCCCCCACCCCCACCCCCACCCCUUCUUGUUGCUCCCAUGCUAUCAGCACACUGUGGAGCCACCCAGCUAGUUGAGGAUGUGCAACAAGCCCCUUCUCCUUUAAGACAAUGAGAUGAAAGCCAGGGAAAAAGCUGUGUCCACUGAGGUUCAGCCGUGUGGAUUGCAGAGGGAGAUGGAAAAAAGGGCCAGUUGUAGCACGUUGUGUAUACAGACACACACCCACACAAGCUUCACAGACACACACAUACAAACACAAUGCUACAGUAGAAACACAUUCCAUACUUGGAUUGGAAGUUUAACAAAGAACCCUGUUGCUCUAAAAGCUUUAUUCUCGCUCAAAGAAAAACAUACAAAACAAGGGUUUUUUUCAUGUAAAACUAUGUUUGUCCUUAGUUGCAUGUUUUCUCCCUGGCUUUUGUUACUGAAACACAUCUACACGUUUCCAGGCCACACAACUCAGGAAGCCAGAAACCCGUAGAAAAGAGACUUGCCACUGCUUUAAGAUUUUCUUUCUGUGCUGUUUGAGAUGCUAUUGAUUUACUGAUAUCCCCAGAGACAUGUGGGGUUUUUUUAAUCACAAAAGGAAGCACAAAGGGAAACAAGAUUAUUGAUCACAUUAUACUGUAUAUCACAAUUCUAUUUCAUUUCGUCUGCUCUCUCAGUGUCAGCCUCCCAAGGGUCCCUUUGCUAUAACACAGCACAUCAUACUGUUAAUCACAUUAACACUAACUUGAGACACAAAACUAGGUAAUAAGGUAAUGUGUUUUGUUAGGUAAAUAUCAUUUGUGUCCACAUUUUAUAUCACUUCCCAAUUUGUUUGCUUAAUCUAGAAUUAGACAAGAAUUCUGUCUUCUUUGCAAUAUAAUUUAUAGCCUGGUAUGUAGGCCAAAUGUUUCAGAAAGUAAGCCAGUAAGCCAUGGUGGCCCAGGCCAGAGCUGACUCACAGCUCCAGAUCACCCAAGAGGAUAUACAGUAUGUCAAUAAGACAUUUAAAAAGCUUCCCUGUGGAGCCUAUUGCAAUCCAGGGAGUGCUGUGUACCCACAAUAAUCUGCAAGCCUCAAUAAGAUCCAAAUCAUUCAGUCUUUAAUUUCUUUGUUGUAAAGAAAAUAAAAUUGACCAUUUCUGAGCCAUGGAACCCAGUUUACUUUAAAAAACACAGAGAAAGAGUCACAGCUACAUAAAUGUAUAAUGAAAAAUUAAUAUAUGAUGUUAAUUAUUCAUUCAUUAAGUCAAGUAAAGUCAAAUUUAGGAUUAAUGUUGCUAUCUGUAAUCUUCUGUGACACUGUCAGGUUUUUUUUUACAUACACUGAGGAAAUCUAAAUAUUUUGUAUAUGUAGUCAAUCCUCAAUGAAAAUUAAAAAAAAGGAAGAAUGACAGAUUUAAGAAUUGUACACAACACAGAUACUGAUCUGCAUUAUGCACAGUUUCUUUUUACAGAAACAUAUUUUGGCCAAAAGUUCAAUAGAGUAAGUGAAAGUUCCAUUGAAAUCUGAUCAUAGGCCAGCAGACCUCUCCUUUUUUUCACAAUUUUUUUUCUCCAUUUGUAGUGCUUACUGAUGACAUUGCGUAUGGCCUAACAGGUUGUGUCAGUGCUCUUCUUCGAUGUCCUCAGAGAUUUAGAUUGGCAGUGAUGGAGAAAAGUGAGAACAAGGAGAACAGCCUUAGUAAUGAGGAAGAGGAAGGAGAGGGAGAAGCCUUUUAGCUUGUGGCUGCUUAUGAGCGGUCAGUGGGGUCUCAGAUUCCUCUAGAUUUAACUCUUUGAAAAUGAGCCAGUUCGGUCGAAUUCAAAAUCAUGUGAUGAUCUACGUUUCCAAGUAUGUAGAAUGUAUUACAGGGAUAUGCAGUAUAGUGUAUUUGAUCUUACAUCGGAAAAGCAACGGGGCAUGGAUUCAGAUCCAGAGAUUAAAGGAUGCUUUGUGUCUCCACUUAUUGAUCUGUAGCAGGUACUUUUUGUCAAAAUUAAAAAGUGAACAAGGGUACAUUUUAAUACAAUUGAACGACUUUAUUGGAUUUUGACAGCACUUUAUGGAAAAGCUACCUGAGACUUAAGGCUGGCUCAAGAUGUGAGGUAGAUUUGGAUAGGCAAAUCAGAGUAGGGAGUAGUGGCACUAGUUGUCAGAGGCAUUUAAGCAGCAUUGAUCUGUCAUUUUGCUUCAGUUCUGUAGCAGGUAGGGAAUUUGCAACAUUGCAGUCCCUCAAUGAUUAGCUGAGGUGCACAUGAGAUGACACAAAAUGCCCAGGAGUAUUGGGAUUUGUUAAGUCACCAUAAACAUUCAGAAACAAAAUAGCAAACAGACUAUUUUAAGUUGCGCAAGUCGUGAGUGCCAGGUGAGUUCCUGGGUGAGGUUUGACCACUCUGAUCACUACCUGAGAUGAUGACAUGGUGAAAAAAACUGUUUUAAAUUGAAACAGCAACAUUGACAUGAAAACAGAAACCAAAAAGAGCAUAAGAUAGAAAUACAAACAUCCACUAAGGACAUAAAACACUUUAUGCAACCAGUACAUUAGACAUUAUUCACAUACGCUGGAUAAAAACUGCCUAAGCAAUCUAUUAAACAGGCUUGUUUGCAGACACUGUCUAAGUUUUUACUGGCUGAACUUGCCCUACUGUGACCUAAUUUCUUAACUCAAAUAGAGUUUUGCUAAUGUUAAUACUGUCUAAAUCCUCGGCUGUAUCCGUUGCACUGUUAUCAAAAUGCCCAUUGUGCAAAGGAGGGCUAAACUGUGCAACAUAAUGCCCUUGACUGCUUAUUCCCUGUACAAAAGGGUGCAGUGAUUGAGCUUGUUUUUACUGCUUGGAAAAAAAGCCUGUGCUAACCAAAGCCUGAGCUUAUUGUUCGUGUUCAGUUCGAGCUCUUAAUAGGUGUUCAAAGUCUGAUUUUUUAAAUUUAUUUAAUUACGAUAGCUAUUGCAGACAUUCAAAGAUGGAACUUUUAUUUUGAAAAACUGAAUUGGGUUUGGCUGUACAAACUGUAAUCCAGCAUAAUUAAUUAAUUAAAAGCAAAAUUACCUAAUGUUUAUUAUGUUGCUGAGCAACAGAAAAAAGGAAAAGCAAAGUGAUAUUUGACCCCUGAAACAAUGUGUGUCUUACCUGCCAACACAAAUGGCAGCAGCGUAUUUGUAGCGUAUGCAGCAAGAUGCAGUUGGAUUUACAAGUCCCCUCCUGGACCAAAUGUCUUCCAAUAGCCUCUCCUUGCAUUGGCUUGUGAUGGUGAUAAUGAUCUGUAAACACCAGCUGAUACACCACUGGUCUGUGGCUCAUGUAAGGCAUCGACUGGGGUCUUUUUAGUUGAGCAUUUUUGACACUCUGUACAGAAAUGUAGCUUUCAAACUUCAGUUAUUCUAAAAAUAACUGAAGUAAUAAGACUGUAAAAAGCUUUUGAUGAAACAUGAAUGAGCUUGAGCUCCAUGCACUGUAAAUACCAUACGCACCAUACAGUAUAUCGAUGCCUCACUUGCCAUCUAAUGUGCAUACUAUUGCAGUGGAUUUUUUCUCAUAUCUCACACUUGUACCAUCCCAUGCUCCACCUCUGUGUUAGGGAAUUUGUAGACUUUCUCACACUCCCUUCACUUAUUCGCUUGACUUCUAUGUGAUCAGAGAAUUCAAAGCUCACUAGGGAUCAAGUUAGUCAAAAUAGACGCUUCCCUCCUCUGAUCUCCCCCUCCCAGCCCUGCCUCACUAACUGUGUACACUACAGUGCAGCAAUCAAAGAGACUUAAUCAAAGCUGUGAUAGAAUUUGGGGUCUCUAUUUUGGUCAUAAACAAUCCAAAACAUUAGAGCUUGUGUGUGUAUAGCCAUUGAGGGGGUUUGAAGUGAGAUAUAUGGGAGUGGUCAACUGAUCAAGUUUCAUUUAAUCUUUUAAGAACAGGUUUCUACGGAAGCCCUGAAGGGCAAGUGAGAAAAAACAAAAAUUCUGGUGAUUUUUCCGCCACCUGUUUCACAGAUGAAAAAAAUUGAAGGAACAUUGAAAGAUUAUCCUGGCAACCCCCUUUUUUCACCUGUUCUUAAGUAAUAAACACAGGAGAGAAAACAAUUUAGAUCAGACUUGGAAAAUGGAUCACCAGAAUUUUUUUUCAUUUACUUGCCUCACAGGGCUUCCUGCUUUUUGCAAUGAAAUUAAAGGACCGUACCAGUGUUUUUGCAAUGUUUUGCUUCUUAACUACAAAUCAACAUAUUUGCUGACCAUUUUCAAAUGCCAUUGGUUUUCAUUCAUUUCUCUACAGUAUGACAAUCUGUUGGCACAGUCCAUCACAGUGAACAUUUAUCUGCAUUAAUUUGCGUCGUUAUACAGUUUAAGUGUAGAUGAAUUUGAUGAACAUGUGCGAAAAUCAAUGGAAUGCCCGGAACGGUCGAUAAAAUAUAUCCAAAGUUGUAAAAUACAACAGCAUUUUUUGCUAAAUGGUCACUUGUAAUGUAAAGUAUAAGUGACUUAGUAAAAGGGCUUUAAUACCCUCAAAGGGUGUUAAGUUGCUCUUAAAUACCUAAAUAUAUUAUUCUUGGCCACCACAGCAUAAAAGCUCAAGUCAUCUGUUUCGUUUUGGUCUGAGUCAUCAUGACAACAUGGACCAGUGAUUUGUAUUAGGCAAUCACAUGGCAUUCAUAAAUCUCGUUUUGCAAUAUCUUUGAAUAAAAACUGUACAGGGUCUACAACUAAAUUAUGUCAGUUUAUCAAAGCCAGUACCAGUGGUUUCUUUUAAAUGACGAGAAGAAGGGGAUUGCUGCACACUAGAUUAACUUGUGCAAACCAAAGAAACUUUUUGAACUGUGUUUUUUGUGAUUUGCACAAAAUGAGCCCUAAAAAGGAGCAUGUUUCUUGCAUCUUCUUAUUUGUCAGUGUUGUCCAGAACCGAGGGAGGAUGUCUGGAUAUGCAUAUGCUUUGUAACAGUUCUCAUGUGAGCACAGGACAGCUAAAAGCAACAUAAGAACCGUCUUAGCAUUCAUCUAACAGACUGAAGCUCACGGUGUUGUCCAUAUGUCUUUAGUGUCUGUUAUUAUUUCACUGCCUUGUCAAUAGGCAGCAGUAGCACUACAAUGGAACUGACUAACCGUUCUGUUCUCAGACUAAAGCCCUUGUAGUUUCUUUUGAUGGUUUGAACCAAAAACAUUCCUUUUUGUAUUGUUUGUUGUUUCAGCCAUUUUAUGCUCCUGUGCCAUACCAUUUUCACCUGUAUGUAUGUAUACAUUGUUUGAAUGCUGUAUUUGUCAGCUUUCCUUGUUUGUCACAAAGGAAACCAAAACAACCUUUUUUCACCACCUUUAAAGCAAGACAAACAAGACUGGUAUGUUUUAUCUACUAUAGCAGGCGCUUCACAGACUCAAUUCUUUUCUUCUCUCCAGUAUCUUGCACUUAACACAUGUAGCAAUACCUACAGGAUGGGGAAAUUGUGUGAUUCACCAGUAUUUGUUUAAGUGGAAUAUGACAUUUUAUUUCUAGAUAUUGUUUGACUUUGUAUAAAAAAAUAUAUACUGUACAGAUUCAAAAGUAUAUUAUAACAAAAAACUUUUAGAAAAAUAUUUAUUUUUACUGUUUUGUAAUUUAGACACAAUACUGUAGCUCCUCGAUUGCCAGACUUACUGGAAGUGCCUCUCGAUAAUGUAUUACAAAGUAACUAUACAAUAUAUUGGGAUUAUUAGAACAUGUCACUAGCAGAGCAGUGUUGAUGUUGUAAUGUGAAUAUUGUUGAAUAAUAAGAUUUAUAAAUGCUG